AUGUCCACAAAUGCCAUGAUUCAGCAAAGUAAUGUCCCGUUCGCUCAAGGGUCAUUCAAGACGGUGUGGCUCGGGUACUACACCCGUGGCCCACGCAAAGGAGAACAAUGCGUGUCAAAGGUAUUCUUCAACACCGGAUCUGUCUUCGAAGCCGCCUAUUUCAGCACCGAAAUGGAGGUUAUACGGCAGAAUCAACAUAUCAUUGACGCGUGGAACGCCGCCAGGGUCAUCAACAUGCGCAUUGUUCUCAACACUCCUCAGAUCUGGGCUUACGCACCCUCGGGCGAGAUGAACCAAGUUGAGCCGUUCAUCCCAGACUUUCGCAAGCUCAACAGUAAUACCGGGUGGGCACCUCUCCCGGGAGACCCGUGGGGCGACGUGGUGCAGGCCCUCAGCCACUUCUCGUACCACAACCCCGGCGGCCAGAUGCUGCUUUGUGACAUCCAGGGGGGUACACACCAGAGUGAAUUCAUCAUCUCGGACCCCGGCAUCUUGUCGCUGGCCGGAUCCUACGGCCGUGCUGACCUUGGUCUGCAAGGGAUCUAUAGAUUCUUCGCGCACCAUCAAUGCACCCAAUUCUGCCGCCCGGGUUGGACUAAAGCCCAGGUGACGUGGGUGCACUCGUUUGCUAUGAGGCGGGGAACGACCAUGUCGAUCACAUGA
Messenger RNA from Diaporthe amygdali, 663 nucleotides. RefSeq lists its product as uncharacterized. The record is from RefSeq and is a predicted model, not a curated record. Gene Ontology annotation, biological process: protein phosphorylation. Lineage: Eukaryota; Fungi; Ascomycota; Sordariomycetes; Diaporthales; Diaporthaceae. Gene Ontology annotation, molecular function: ATP binding; protein serine/threonine kinase activity. The transcript has 2 exons. Bases 1 to 663 code for a protein of 220 amino acids.